GAAUUUGAGGCAUUGCCACAUUCCCGGCCGCCGGUCAUCACCGUACACCUCGUGCCCCAGACUUUCUCCUUUUUAUCCCACCCGUCGCUGUAGCAAUUGACUUAAUUGCUCAGGUAAUCCCGCAUGACCAUCCCCGCUCCAACCCCUUCCCCGAAGGACGCCUCGCCGGAUUCCGACCUGACCGCCGCCAACGAUGGCGCAUCUCGAGAGGGUAGGGCCCCGAAGGGAGACGCGGUCGUCGAGGCCGGGGGAGGAGUAGACAAGAAGGCCGAGGAAGGAGAUCGCCCCAUGGAUGUCGGAGACGCACCCACGCCGGCGCUCGCAACUGUUUUCCGAAUUCGGCUCAAGCAGCCAUCGUCCAGCCUUCGGCAUAAGAAGAACGUCCCUGAUCUCUGCCGCAACUUCAGUGCAGUUGCUUGGUGCGGUAAGUUGAAUGCUAUUGCAUGCGCAUCAGAGACAUGCGCUAGAAUACCAAGUUCAACCACCAAUCCUCCAUUUUGGAUUCCGAUACACAUUGUCAACCCUGAACGACCUACGGAAUGUGCUGUCUUCAAUGUCAAAGCUGAUUCUCCAGGUGAUUCUGUCCGGUUUAUUGAAUGGUCUCCUAGGUCCUGCCGUUGUGCCUUAUUGGUGGGAAAUUUACAGGGAAGGAUCACAAUAUGGACUCAGCCCUGUCAAGGUCGAGUGAAUCUUGUACGGGAUGCUAGUUGCUGGCUUUGUGAAUAUGAAUGGAAACAAGAUCAUGCUGUUGCAACGAAAUGGCUAUCAGGGAUGAAUUUGUAUCGGUCCCUUCCUUCAAAUUCAAACACCUUGGCUACAAUGAUGUCAACCUCUGUGGAGAAGUUUUUAUCUAGACAGUCUCAAGCUUCAGUUAGAUGGCCAGAUUUUCUCUGUGUUUGCUCAGUUUUUUCAUCUGGCGCUGUCCAACUUCAUUGGGAACAGUGGCCAUCUGCACAAAAUGAACCAGCACCAAAAUGGUUAUAUACCAGCAAUGGGCUAUUAGGAGCAGGACCCAGUGGGUUAUUGGCUGCUGAUGUUAUCAUCACAGAAUCAGGAGUCAUGCAUGUGGCUGGAGUUCCCCUUGUAAAUUCUUCUACAGUUGUUGUUUGGGAGGUUAUGCCAGGCCCUGGAAAUGGUUUUCAAUCUUCAGCAAAAUUGACUAUGGGGUCUACUAUUCCAUCAUCUUUGAAUCCCCCUUCUUGGGCAGGUUUUGCACCUUUGGCUGCAUAUUUGUUUAGUGUGCAGGAGUAUUUAAUUUCUCAGGAAAAGCAAGGUAAAAAUUUGGCAGAUAAUGAGAUCCAUGAGGUUGCAUCACUUCAUUGUUCACCUGUUUCAAACUUUUCUGCAUACGUCAGUCCUGAGGCUGCAGCUCAGUCUGCUGCAACUACUACAUGGGGUUCUGGAGUUAAUGCAGUUGCUUUUGAUCCCACCCAAGGGGGGUCUGUCAUCACUGUAGUAAUAGCUGAAGGGCAAUACAUGUCUCCUUAUGAUCCAGAUGAAGGGCCCUCAAUUACAGGGUGGAGAGUCCAAUGUUGGGAAUCUUCUCUCCAACCAGUUCUUCUUCAUCCAAUCUUUGGAAAUCCUACCAGCUCUGGUGGGCAACCACCUGUGCAGACAGUAUGGCUAACUAGAGUAAAUAUGAAUUUUCCACCGAAAGAUGAUUUAGUAAAUCCUCAUGCUUGUUCAUCCAAGCCAACAGUAUCUGAUGAAUUGAACUCCUCAGAUCGUAGUGUUGAUGGAACAAGUAGGCUCAUUUUUGAUCCAUAUGAUGUACCAAUUGAUGUUAGACAACUAGCUCAAAUCGUUUAUUCUGCUCACGGUGGAGAGAUUGCCGUUGCCUUUCAUGGGGGUGGAGUGCACAUAUUUUCUGGUGCAAACUUUGAUCCUGUUGAUAGUUAUCAUAUGAAUGUUGAUUCAACUAUUGCUGCACCUGCCUUCUCAUCUACUAGCUGUUGUCUGGCCUGUGUUUGGCAUGACACAUUCAAGGACAGAACAAUACUUAAGAUUAUUCGUGUUUUACCUCCUGCUAUUGCUAGCCCACAAACAAAAAUCAAUUCAGCUACUUGGGAACGAGCUAUUGCGAAUAGGUUUUGGUGGAGCCUUUUAGUUGGGGUUGAUUGGUGGGAUGCUAUCGGUUGUAGUCAAAGUGCUUCUGAGGAUGGUAUAGUGUCUCUUAAUGGUGUGAUCGCUGUAUUGGAUGCGGACUUCCAUUCUCUUCUAUCUGUUCAACACAGGCAGCAACUUAGUCCUAACCUUGAUAGGAUAAAGUGCAGGCUUUUAGAAGGUACAAAUGCUCAAGAUGUCAGAGCACUUGUACUGGAUAUGCAAGUUAGGUUAUUACUAGACAUGUUGGGUAAGGGAAUUGAGUCAGCCGUUGUGAAUCCUGCAACUUUAUUACCUGAGCCUUGGCAAGUAACUAGUGAGACAUCAUCUAGCAUUGAUGCUGACAAAAUGGUUGUGGAGCAGGAUUUGGUUCCAAGCAUACAGGCAUAUGUUGAUGCCAUCCUUGAUCUCGCCUCAUAUUUCAUUGUGCACUUGCGCCGUUAUGCUAGAUUUUGUCGUUCUUUGUCAAGUCAAACUGUUGGAGCUUCUUCUGGUGCAAAUGGUGCACGGCAUAUGGUGACAAGUCCAACUCACAGUUCUGUGUCUGCAACAAGUGAGGCUAGUGAGCAAUCUCCCUUCAUGCCGAUUAACAUCAAUACGGGGGCUUUUCCUGGAGCACCUGCUGUCAGGCUUUUUGGAGAUUGCCAUUUUCUUCAUCGGCUUUGCCAAUUGUUGCUCUUUUGUUUGAUCUUCUGGCAAAGACAGUUGCGACAUUCUAUUGGAAAUAUUCAGAAGAAUCCAGCCUCUAGCCUCCAGAAAGUUCAAACUAUUUCCAAUAGAAAAGUUGAAGAAAACAGUGCAGUUAGCAGAUCAACUAUGGGUGUUGCAAAAACUGAUGAAGUCCAGGCAUAUAGGUCUGGAGAGACGUUGAUUGGACCCAAAAGGGUUGAAGCUUCUACGAGCAAGUCUAUUAGAUAUGGUUCUGGCAAUGCAGGACAAGGAUACACAUUAGAAGAGGUUAAGGCUCUCUUCCUCAUUCUAGUAGAUCUUUGUCGAAAGACAGCUACUCUGCAGCACCCUUUGCCUGCUUCUCAGGUUGGUUCCGGCAAUAUAAUAAUACAGUUGCACUAUAUUGACGGCAGCUACACUGUGCUACCUGAAGUUGUGGAAGCAUCACUUAGUUCGCACAUGCAGAAUAUGCCUCGUCCUAGAGGAACUGAUCCUGCUGGACUUCUACUACGUGAACUAGAGUUGCAUCCCCCAUCCGAAGACUGGCACAAACGAAAUAUGUUUGGUUGUCCUUGGUCAGAUCCAGACGAUCUCGGUCCUUUGGAUAACAAAGACAAGUCUAACCUGAGUGAAUCUUUGAUUUCUUCUACACCUAAUUUGGUAGAACGCUACAAUGACUACUCUGGAGCUCAACUCCUCUGGCCAAGGAAGCGUAGAUUCUCUGAGAGGGAUGCAGCAUUUGGAUUGAAGACUUCGUUGGGUUUAGGACCCUAUCUUGGCAUUAUGGGAUCUCGCAGGGAUGUCAUUGCAUCCGUUUGGAGAACUGGUGCCGAAGGAGUCUGGUACAAGUGUAUUAGAUGCUUACGCCAGACUUGCGCAUUUGCACAACCCCACAAUUCUAAUCCUCCGAAUGAACGUGAAGCAUGGUGGAUCGGUCGGUGGGUUCAAGGCUGCCCGAUGUGCGGUGGCGCAUGGGUUCGAGUAGUCUAGUCAAGUAACUUAUUCUUCGGAGGGAGUUUUUCUAGUUGCGAGGUAAGUAGAGUUAUCCAGCUUAGAGUUUAGAUCAGCUUAGAGUCUAGAAAGCGAAUAGAAGAUAUUCCAAGUAUCACGAUCGAUACAAAAGUUAUUCUAGUAUAGAAUAAGCUAUUUUUUUCAAGAUAUGAUCUGCUUAUGUAUAGUUUGUGAGUACUGAAACAAAAAUUCUUACUGAGCAAUAUCUACUGUCUAUGUAACCCCUACAAGAUGUAACAGAAAUGAAAUUAAUAUGCAUGAAUUAUUUAUUGAACCUA
Molecule: messenger RNA, 4061 nt
Organism: Zingiber officinale
Lineage: Eukaryota; Viridiplantae; Streptophyta; Magnoliopsida; Zingiberales; Zingiberaceae
Product: mediator of RNA polymerase II transcription subunit 16-like
Exons: 16
Coding region: 124-3762 (1212 amino acids)
Biological process (GO): regulation of DNA-templated transcription
Cellular component (GO): mediator complex
Source: RefSeq, a predicted model, not a curated record